This is a messenger RNA of Mangifera indica (mango), 2442 nucleotides long. Its product is annotated as sulfate transporter 4.1, chloroplastic-like. The transcript has 18 exons. Gene Ontology annotation, cellular component: membrane. Bases 380 to 2179 code for a protein of 599 amino acids. Gene Ontology annotation, molecular function: secondary active sulfate transmembrane transporter activity. The record is from RefSeq and is a predicted model, not a curated record. Lineage: Eukaryota; Viridiplantae; Streptophyta; Magnoliopsida; Sapindales; Anacardiaceae. Gene Ontology annotation, biological process: transmembrane transport.
UUCAAGCUCAUGACGUGGAUUCAGUGGAUCGAGAUGUUGUUUCCGUGCUCUCGUUGGAUUAGGACCUACAAGUGGCGAGAGUACUUCCAGAUCGAUCUCAUGGCCGGUAUCACCGUAGGUGUCAUGCUCGUGCCGCAGCUUUGAUCCCAGAGAAGGAAGAGGUGCCUGCUACUCCUCUCUGAUGGAUAUUAUGAAGAAGUGCAUGUUGCUCCUCUUGUGGUGACCCGUUUGUUCUUUUGAAAUCUGUUAUGGCCCAAAGACAAGAAGGGAGUCAAUGACUUGACUGUUCAUCCUUCUUAGAAGCUCGCAUUGAGUGUUGGGAGAGACAAGUGCUUAGCUUUGGUUAAUUUGGUGAGGAGGGAGGAGUUUUUAUUAUAAGAUGGGAAAAGAGGCAAUGUCAUAUGCAAGAUUAGCUGGGCUUGAACCGAUUUAUGGACUAUACUCUGGCUUUGUGCCAAUAUUUGUGUAUGCCAUAUUUGGGUCAUCUCGCCAGCUAGCAAUUGGUCCAGUUGCUUUGGUUUCUCUCUUAGUCUCUAAUGUCUUAGCCGGAAUUGCUGAUUUAUCCUCUGAGUUAUACACAGAACUUGCAAUAUUAUUGGCUCUCAUGGUUGGAAUAUGUGAAUGCAUAAUGGGACUGUUGAGGCUUGGAUGGCUUAUUCGUUUCAUUAGCCAUGCUGUGAUCUCUGGCUUUACAACUGCUUCAGCCAUUGUGAUUGCUUUAUCUCAAGUAAAGUAUUUCUUGGGUUACAGUAUUGUACGCAGCAGUAAGAUUGUGCCACUAAUUAAGAGCAUAAUUGCUGGAGCAGAUAAGUUUUCAUGGCCCCCUUUUGUAAUGGGAUCUAUCAUUCUUUCUAUACUUUUGAUCAUGAAGCACUUGGGACACACAAGGAAGUACUUGAGGUUUCUGCGAGCAGCAGGUCCUCUCACAGCAGUCGUCUUGGGGACAACUUUUGUGAAAAUAUAUCAUCCAUCUUCCAUUUCUUUGGUAGGAGACAUACCACAAGGCCUUCCAAAGUUCUCUCUUCCUAAAGAAUUUGGUUAUAUAACGUCAUUAAUUCCAACUGCACUUCUCAUAACUGGGGUAGCUAUAUUGGAAUCUGUAGGGAUUGCAAAAGCAUUGGCUGCAAAGAAUGGGUAUGAAUUGGACUCAAAUCAAGAGUUGUUUGGCCUAGGUGUAGCUAAUAUGAUGGGCUCAUUCUUUUCAGUAUAUCCCACAACAGGCUCCUUUUCUAGGUCAGCUGUGAAUCAUGAAAGUGGAGCAAAAACUGGCCUAUCAGGAAUUAUAACAGGAAUCAUAAUGGGCUGUGCUCUUUUAUUCCUGACUCCAUUGUUUGAAUACAUACCCCAGUGUGUUUUGGCUGCAAUAGUAAUCUCAGCUGUAAUGAGUCUGGUGGAUUAUGAAGAGGCUAUUUUUUUAUGGGGUGUAGAUAAGAGAGAUUUUCUCCUAUGGACGAUUACUAGCUUUACAACUUUGUUCCUUGGUAUUGAGAUUGGUGUCCUUGUUGGGGUAGGCGCUUCACUUGCCUUUGUCAUCCAUGAAUCGGCAAAUCCUCAUAUUGCUAUACUGGGACGUCUUCCAGGCACCACUGUGUAUAGAAACAUUCAGCAAUACCCAGAAGCGUAUACUUACCAUGGAAUUGUGAUUGUUCGUGUUGAUGCACCUAUCUAUUUUGCAAAUAUAAGCUACAUAAAAGACAGGCUAAGAGAAUAUGAACUUGAAGUUGAUAAGUCUUCAAGACGUGGAGUAGAAGUUGAAAGAAUCUACUUUUUGAUCUUAGAGAUGGCACCUGUUACUUACAUAGAUUCUGGUGCUGUUCAAGCUUUGAAAGAUUUGCAUCAAGAAUACAAAGCUCGGGACAUUCAGAUGGCCAUAUCCAAUCCGAAUCGAGAGGUUCUAAUGAUAUUGUCAAAAUCUGGUCUUGUGGAUCUUAUUGGUAAGGAAUGGUACUUUGUGAGAGUCCAUGAUGCAGUCCAAGUUUGCCUACGGCACGUGCAGAGCUUAAAAGAAACUCUGAAGAUGGCUGAUCCAUUGCCUGAUGAUAAACCGAGUUUCUUCCAGAGAUUAUUGAAACGUACAGGCCAGGAUUUAUCGAUUUCUGAACUGGAGUCGGGUAGUACAGGCCCUUCUGAUUCCAAGAACACAGACCCUCAACAGGAGCCAUUGUUACCUCGCAAAUAGAGGAAUUGUUUCUCAGUGUCCUUCGGAUGGCAGGCAAUCCGUGGGUCUUCGUAUCUAGAAAUAUUAUAAUUUAAUUGUUUAUUGUAAGUAGAAUCCAUUGUUGUAAAAUUCAAUGCCAUUAGAACCUCUUUUUUUUUUUUUUUUUGGCUUUAGGAGCCAAGGUUUGUAUUGUUUUUGCAAUUAUAUGAAGUCUAGGGAGAUUGAUAAUAGCACCUACUCUGUCAUUUUGAUGGGAAAUUAAUAAAAAUGAUCAUAUUUUUAGA